Molecule: messenger RNA, 2524 nt
Organism: Pieris brassicae (large cabbage white)
Lineage: Eukaryota; Metazoa; Arthropoda; Insecta; Lepidoptera; Pieridae
Product: casein kinase II subunit beta-like
Exons: 7
Coding region: 118-780 (220 amino acids)
Cellular component (GO): cytoplasm; protein kinase CK2 complex
Molecular function (GO): protein kinase regulator activity
Source: RefSeq, a predicted model, not a curated record
UAUAAGUAUUAUAUUAUCAUUAUCUUGGGAGUUGGAGUCGACAAUAUUUUGUCUACGGAACAGCUCUUUUUCUAAAUGUUCCUUUGAUUUAAAAUAUAUUAAAGGAAUCUAAGAAAAAUGAGCAGCUCGGAGGAGGUAUCAUGGAUAAGUUGGUUCUGCGGGCUCAGAGGGAAUGAAUACUUCUGCGAGGUGGACGAAGACUAUAUAAGUGAUAAGUUCAAUUUAACAGGUCUUAAUGAACAUGUUCCACAUUUCAGACAGGCCUUGGAUAUGAUAUUGGACUUAGAACCAGAUGAUGACUUAGAAGAAAAUCAAAAUCAGUCAGAUUUGGUGGAACAGGCUGCAGAAAUGCUCUAUGGUCUGAUUCAUGCCCGUUACAUUUUAACUAACAGAGGUGUAAGCCAAAUGUUAGAAAAAUUUCAAUCAGGAGACUUUGGUAACUGCCCACGAGUUUAUUGUGAAUGCCAACCAAUGUUGCCCAUUGGAUUGUCAGAUGUCCCAGGUGCGGCAAUGGUAAAGCUGUAUUGCCCCCGUUGUAUGGAUGUAUAUACUCCCAAAUCCUCACGUCACCACCGCACAGAUGGAGCCUACUUUGGAACUGGUUUCCCGCACAUGGUGUUCAUGGUGCAUCCAGAAUAUCGCCCACAAUGCCCCAGUUCAGAGUUUGUGCCUAGACUAUAUGGGUUUAAAAUCCACCCGGUGGCCUACCAAAUUCAGACGCAAGCUGCUGUCGGACACAAAUCACUUCGAACUCUGGCAUACAACAAUGGUAAACGAUAGGAGCGACCCAGGCCACGACCCCCGCCUACGCGACACUAGCAGUUGCUAUAAAUAACAGAUGACCAUUAGUUACUGGCACUUAGCUUGAGCGUUAAAUAUAGGAAUACAUAGUCAUAUUUCUGAACAAAUUCUAAAAUGUUCAUGGUAAGCUCAGUAUAAACCUGGAAGCAAACUACAUAAACAAAGAAUGGAUGAAAACUGUCAAAAUAGUGAUAUAAACAUUUGUCAUGCUUUAAUUUGUAUUUAUUUCUAAUAUUGGCUAAUCAUUUAAUUCAUUAAUAUUCUCUCAAACUCAGCAUUACAAAUUUGCUCUUACAUGUGGAAGAAUGCACACAAUAUUCACAGGUUUUGCAACAUUCACUAUGAAACAAUUGUGUGUGUAAAGUAGUAGGAAUAAUUAUUACAACGCUCAAGGUGUCAGGAACUUAAAUAAUAAGUGACGUUAUAUCAGAUUUACUAGUAUUUGUUCCUUUAAGGGAAGAUAUUUUACAGAAAAAUCUAAUAAAAAUACAGUCAACAUCGUUUACGACGAUAUCGUUUAGAACAACAUACCGGUUAUAUUGAUCAAAAUCAAAGAUCCCGGCUGAAUUCUAUUUAUUAGGUACUUAAUAACAACGUCAUCGGCUUUUAUGACUAUCGAUUUUUAUGACCAAAUAUGAGUAGUCCCUUCAAUGUUGUUUUAAUAGAUUUUGACUGCAAUUAUGACAACUUGCUCAACAACUCAUAAUAAAUUACCGAAUUAUUAACAAUUUCAACAAACAAUUAGUAAAUGUCACUUAUUUGAUGUGUCAUCUGUCAUGUGACUCGCUGUCAAAGAAAUCUAUGGGCGUAGCCGAAGGGAUAAAAAGAGAUUUCUCAUUUAAGUAGGAUAAGAAAUAAAUUUUUAAUUUGUGGUGUUUGAUAAUUAUGUGAGUUUGAAUUCGAUUUUUCACGAUUACAAGGCGCCAAGCAUCAAAUUAAGUAUAGAACUUCAAUUCUGUAUUGAAAUAAAUCUAUUUAUCUGCCAGGUUUACGAUACUGACAUAAUGUUUACAUAGAUACAUAGAGCAGGAUAAUACAAAAUUAUAAGAGCGGGGAACGUGGUCUUUCAUAUGUAUAAUACUUUCGUUUUACUAUGUGAUAAAGCUAAUAUUUUAGACCGCAUUUAGGCUGGUAUUCUAAAUCCUUGAGUAUUUUUAAUGUCAUAUAAGAUUUAUAAUACGGGUUUAGGUAUUCCAUUAAUAAUUUUGUACGCGUAUUGCGCCUUCAGUAUCAAAUUUAGCUAGCUCUUGGUUUUUUUAAUUGUUUCUACACUAAUGUAAUUAAAAGAUAAAUUUAAUAUUUUACUCACAACAUCACCAAAUAAAUCAUCCUGAUGCUCGCAUAAGGAGCACAAUGUUACUGUAAAUAAAAAUCGGUGCCAACUAAAACGAACUAUUUUUAUAUAUUUUCUAAUGUAUUGUUUCGUUACAACUUAUCGUUAGUGACCAAUGUAUUUAAUGUAAUACGAUGUACUGGAUAAAACGCUCCCUUUUGCUUAUUCUAUUGUUGGCAGCGGGCUUAAAAUGUCAAUGUCAUAUUUUGAUGAGUCAAAGUAACCUGUGGCUUACGCGGGAAAAGCGCUGUAUAUAUUUUACAAUACCAAUAGGCAUUUAAUUCAUUUUAGUUAUGAUAUUAUGAUCGCAUAUUUUAUUUCGUUUCCUAUUGUACUUGGUUACUUAAUAUGGCAAAUAAAAUAUAAUGAUAAAUCGUAUUUUUCUUGCGU